Labrus bergylta (ballan wrasse) is the source of this 3430-nucleotide messenger RNA. RefSeq names its product adaptor related protein complex 5 subunit mu 1 (gene ap5m1). NCBI's taxonomy places the organism in Eukaryota, Metazoa, Chordata, Actinopteri, Labriformes, Labridae. Gene Ontology annotation, cellular component: late endosome; cytosol; lysosome. The record is from RefSeq and is a predicted model, not a curated record. Gene Ontology annotation, biological process: endosomal transport.
GACUGCUGCGUGUGUGUGUGUGUGGUCACAUGACGAGAAAGAAGCAGGAAGUAGUUCGCCGAGUUCGCAUCACCGGACAGAUGAGUGUGCGUGCGUUGUGGAUUAUUUCGCACGACAAGGGAGACAAUGUGUCGAUACGCUUUUCAAGGAGGUUUGCAACUGUGGAGCACCGUGCAAAGCGCCUGGCUGGUUCCUCGUAUGUUGCAGUCCCAGACGAAAGCACUGUGCUGCAUCUCCUGCUCACUGAGCUGGGGCUUUCAGACUCAGAUAAGUCCUAUGUAGCUGUCAGAGAUGAUUGCCUUAAUUGUCCGCGAUCACCAGCUCUGGAGCUGCAUGCGGACAGUCCUGAUAAAGGAGUACUUUGGCCAGUGUUGGCCAUCUCACAAGGGCCUCUCAUCCUAGCUUGCCUGCCUCUUGUGGAUGCCCCUCCUGAGCCAAGACCCCCCCUUUCUAGCCUGUUGUCUGUCUCCCAGGGCCUCACACUUCUGUCGGGUCUGCAGGCUUUUCUCCUGUCCUCUGGAGGCAAAACUGACGUUGAGGGGCUGGCCUCUCGUUUGGCCAUGCUGCCCUCUGUACUCUCGCAGAUUUGUCCACUUGGCACACCCCUGGAUGUGCCGUUACUGGGGUCACCGGCUUCACCCACAGUGCCUGGGCCUGCUGGGAACCAGAAGCAGCCAGCCUGGAAGACAGGGCUCCAUCGAGGCAGAGCUGUGGUGAACGUAGCACUAGUAGAAACAGUUCGCUCCAUGCAGUAUGGUAACCGCGGCAGACAGGACCUGUGGGAUGUUUAUGGCACUGUGACAUGCAAAUGUGAAGUAGAAGGUGUGCUCCCAAAUGUGACGGUGACCCUCACACUUCCACCAAAUGGUUCUCCGCUACAGGACAUCCUGGUUCAUCCCUGUGUCACCUCACUGGACUCCAGCAUCCUCACUGCCAGCAGUGUAGAUAACUAUGACGGCUCAGCUUUCUCAGGGCCUUAUAAGUUCCCCUUCUCUCCUCCUCUGGAGCCUUUCAGACUAUGCAGUUACACAUCUCAGGUUCCUGUUCCACCUAUCCUGGGUUUGUAUCAACUGAAGGAAGAAGAAAACCAGCUGCGUGUUUCAGUGACCCUCAAGCUUCAUGAGAGUGUGAAGAACAGCUUUGAGUAUUGUGAAGCACACCUGCCAUUUUUUAACAGGGAUCAGAUGGGCGUUGUGGAUGUGAAGGUGAGCUCAGGACAACUGGAUAUUUCAAAGGAGAAGAACCUGCUGAUCUGGGGUCUGGGACAAAAGUUUCCUAAAUCACGUGAGGUCACAUUGGAAGGCAAGAUCAGCUUUUCUGGGCCAACGCCAGGACCCAAUGACCCCCUCUGCAUUGGACUCACAGCUUAUGUCAAAUUGUAUUUCAAAGUGCCUGACAUGACGCUCUCCGGAUGCUGUGUGGACCAGCAUUCAGUGCAAGUUUAUUCCUCUGCCAAACCACGGAUUGCAACAUCUCGUGAACUUCUAUCCAAAGAGUACUUCCUAUGGAAUUCCACAGGAACAGCUCCGGUAUCCUCAGGGCAAAUGAUGCUGUAGAAUCUAGGACUAUUCAAAUCAGAGGCACAAACUGGAAAUGAAACCAUCUAAAACCCAAGUGUUACAAUCCUGCUGUUACUGGGUAACUUAGUAAUAGGAAAAAUAUUUACAAAAAUAGUGAAAAUAUUGAAUAGAUUUUACAUUUGUAGCACCUACAUGUGAAAUCAUUUAGCUUUCACUCAGAACAGCUUCAGUGUGCAGAUUUCUGGCUUUCAGAAUCCGUUGACGGAUGGAUACUUUUUUUCUUCAAAAACCUUCCCCUGUAGCCUAACUUCUUUCAUCCCCCAGUCUUCACCCUCCCUUAAAUUUAUCCCAUUGCAGACACAAGGGCCACCCCUCGCUCUGACAGUCCCACUUCAGUGACUCUCCAUCAGCCGGAUAAUUAGCAGCUGGGGCCUUGUCAUCAGCUGUUGUGGAGCUGGACGAGAGGGGCGGCUGGGCUGUGAAAGGCUAGACUGCUCUGGCCAGUGUCUUGGCUACAAAAGGCUACUCUUUUAGAGCUGGCAGGAGUCCUUUUCACCCCCCCCCCUUUUCAUCCCCCACCCCCCACCCUUUUUGACCCCAUCCCCGCCCUGUCAACUAGUGGCUAGUUCAAACACACAGCCUCUCAAAGCAGACUGUGAUUGAGCGCUGACCCUCUGGCCCUCAGAGACUUGAAAGCAGCCGGUCCCAUUCAGAGAGCUGUACCUGCCUAAUUAGUGAAAAAAGUCACAAGGAUGGAAGUCACAAAGAUAGCCGCCUCUUGAGCGUGCACAGGUGCUUCAACUCAAUUAACGUGAAACUUUAAAUUAAAUCUUUUCAAUGUUUUUUUUGUGUCGCAAAAAUGUUCAAGGUUAACCUCUCUUCAUACUGAAGAUUUCUGGUUAUUCUGUUUUGUAUGUUUUUUCGGUUUUUAUUAUUUCACCUAAACUAUGAUACCUUUCAUACUAGCUCUGUUACACUUCCACUGUGAACGAUUCACCUCAGUGUUUUAAGUUGAAAGCACAACCAGCAGAUGAAGGGUUAAAUCAUAGGAGAUUGUGGCCCACUAUUCCACAGCAGCCAGACUCCUCUGAGUGCCCUCAUUGUCUGAUGUUGGCCUCUUUUGCCCCUUGCUGGUCCAAAUGCUACAUUCUCACGUGGAUUUCCACUCAGAAGGCUGACCAUGACCAAUCCUCUGUCAAUUGGAACCAAUUGCUCACACGGCAUCCUUCACCUUCUUUUUAUGUAGCAGUACGGAGUGGCAGACACCGAGACCUCUCGGCUCUCCCCCUCCACCGUGAUUUGGCUUUAAUGCCCAGUGUGUGUAGCUAGCGAACUGGAAAAGUAGAAGAUUUUUUGAAGACUUGGGCCACUCUAAAUCUCCUCAGUAUCCCAAUAUGUGGUCAGUCUGGCUCCUCAAGUCUGCAGUCAGUGGCCUCUCACUGGCAGACUUUGCUUUGUUGAUUGAAUGAAUGGCUAAGUACAAGGAGUUGUUUUAAUGUGUUGUUCUGCACCAGUGCCUCCAGAUCAUACCUUUGGGUCUUUAAUAUCACAGUGUUUUCCACAAUCGUGACUGGUGUAUUUAUUUCAUCAUUGUUUCAACUUUCAUUCUCGCAUAAAGAAAAUAAAUUUAACACUUUUGUACAAUAAUCAGCAAAAUAAAACUAACAUGGGCCAGAAGCAAUUUAUGAAAGUAAAGCCUCUGUGUGGAUUGUCAUAAAUCAUUUAAAUAGAUCAUGAGGUAGCAUAGCCAUAUGUGUCAAAAUGUGCCCCAGAUACCAAAUAACAUAAAAUUGUUACACUUAAAGAAACACUGCAGGUGUUUUCUGUUUAGCUGUGAGAGGUCACUCCUGUCCCUCAGCCCAAUAAUGACACCCAGUGGUAGAUCACAAUAAAGUUUAUGUUCGACAGCA